This is a messenger RNA of Esox lucius (northern pike), 2998 nucleotides long. RefSeq names its product zinc finger protein 135-like. The coding region runs from base 1688 to 2722 and encodes 344 amino acids. The record is from RefSeq and is a predicted model, not a curated record. Lineage: Eukaryota; Metazoa; Chordata; Actinopteri; Esociformes; Esocidae. Gene Ontology annotation, cellular component: nucleus. The transcript is spliced from 2 exons.
CACAGACACCAGAUCUCAACCCAAUAGAGCAUCUUUGGGAUGUGGUGGAACAGGAGCUUCGUGCCCUGGAUGUGCAUCCCACAAAUCUCCAUCAACUGCAAGAUGCUAUCCUAUCAAUAUGGGCCAACAUUUUUAAAGAAUGCUUUCAGCACCUUGUUGAAUCAAUGCCACGUAGAAUUAAGGCAGUUCUGAAGGCGAAAGGGGGUCAAACACAGUAUUAGUAUGGUGUUCCUAAUAAUCCUUUAGGUGAGUGUAGAUUGCACAGCAAACCCUACAAUAGCAAAAAGGUUGCCCAGAAAACUAUUUCUGUGCAUAUGAAAGUAAAAUGUUUAUAGUCAGCUUAUAAUAUUGUAAACUUUCUAUUAGCAAUCAGAAAUACAAUUCUCAAUAGUUAGGUAAGGAAAGGUGAAUGUCAUGGAGAGGACUACAAAUGACAGGAAAAGUACAGGCCACAGCACACAGCGAAUUAGAUCUCUGAAUGUUGUAAAUGACGACAUAGGAGCAAUACAAUAUAACAUUUGAAUAGAAAAGUGUACAUUUGCACAAUGUUAUGAAGAAAAUCUAAAUAGUUUAUUUAAGUUUUACCUUGAGAGGCUGCUAAUAGCCGUUCAGAAUUUUUGUGCUCUAUUAUUUACUUAUUACCCUAAACAAAAAGAUUUUCAAGUUCUCUGUGAAAACUAACAGUGGUGAUGUUCUGUGAACAAAACACUUUACUGUGAAUGAUGUGUUCAUUGAUGACACCGGGUUUAAGAUGUAGUCCAUGUUCAAACGCCAGUAAAAGUCCAGACAUUGCUGCAAAUGUACUAAAUCAUUUGAUAAUUGUUUCUCUCCUAUUGGUAUUUUUAACCACAGUUCCAAGAAAAUGCUUGUACACAGUUUGAGAAACUGGUUAGUUGGUGAAUGUCUUGUUGGGUGAUGGUAUCCUUUUUUAGUCCAAAAUUCUUUUCUCUUAUAGGGAUUUAUCUAUUGUGUCACAUUUCUGUGAAACGUUGAUCAAUGUCCUUACAUUGUAAUGUUAAAAGAAGAUUAAAAUGUUGCUUUGCAAAAACUGAACGAAUUAAUGUGGUUAUUAUGACAUUACUCCCACAGGACAUUCAACUUCCUCAACUGUGACACAAUAUUAAAAUAAAAAGAUCCUACAUCACAUCAACACAACUUAAUUUUAAGAUUAGAUUUUUAAGGUGCAGCCUUGAACGAUACCUGAUCAAUGCACCAUCAUGCCACCUAAUCUAAUGUUUAAAAAUAAUGGGAUCAAUAACAUAUUUGGUUAUCGAGGUGCGGUUAUUUACUGAGCUCUACUGCUUUGUCCACUCUGCUCUGCCUGAACAUGAUACAGACCAGCAGAAUGUGAGGGAUCAAGAUCAGCAAAAUUUCAGUGCUACCAAAGACACCCAUUUUCAAAAUAACAACGGCAGAGUUUGACGGUCAUGCCUCAAAUGUACCUUUAAAUCCAUAAUCAUGAAAAUAAUGUGAUGUAUAUAAUUUCAACAUAACUUGUGCACCCCCUGGUGUUUGUUAGCCUGAUGAGUUUGUGCUGUGCUUUUAUUUAUUAAAAGACAAUUCACCUUGUCAUGGUCUUGUUUUCCUCUUUUCUUCCCAGGCAGCUGAUCCAGAAUCAACUCCCCCAACAGUCAGGCUGGACCACAACUUAGGAGGCCUCACACCGACAAGCGGACCUGAUCUGACGAUGGAUUACACCGGGGAGCCCUCCAGACCUGUCCCUGCCUCACAGAAAAGCCUUGGAACAACAAGAAGCCCAGUGAGCCAAGGCAAUACAUCCAGUCUCCACAAGGGGGUGCCAGACGGCGCGUCGCAAACGCCGACCACCCAGCAGCAGCUCAAGCAAAGGGCGGCCAACAGCGCGUUAGGAUCCGAGUACUCGUUGUUUGAGCUGGAGACCUUUUUCACUCGCUGGGCCCCUGACACAUCGGUGUCAGAGUCGCCCUCUGGUGGUCCUUCGUGCUCAUACACUGACGAUGACACCACAGAGACGGACCAAGACUGCCUUAUAGUCGACCCUCAGCCCCAGCCCCAGCCCCAGCUCCAGCUCCAGCUCCCCUUAGCGACUGUAAGACCUACAGGGGAGACUGUGCCUUUCUCUGGGGGUCAGGGAGCUCCAGCAGCCUCUCUGGGCGGGGGCAUCCAGGGCCACCCGACGUGGAGCAGGGCGGCCAUUUUGAGAGCGUCUCAGCAAGCCCACCAGAGGCAGCUCCAGCGGCGCUUCAGAGCGCAGCAGCUCCAGCAGACACAUCCGGAACACGCAGCUACCUCCACCGCCAACGCCCCCGGGGCCGGCACCUCGUCCCAGCCACUCCGCCCACGAGGGCUUUUACCGCCGGGUAGAGGGGCCUUGGCCAACGGUUUCGCCCACAUCGAGGUGAACCUGGCGGGGCAGCAGGCGAACCAACUAGCCCAGCAGCAGCGCGACGCCACCGGGAGGAGAAAGAGCUACGUGUGCCGAGCCUGCGGUAAGGCAUUCACCGGUCAGUCCAACCUGGAGGCCCAUCAGAGGGUGCACACGGGCGAGAAGCCCUUCAGGUGUGUGACCUGCGGCAAGAUGUUCUCGGAGGCCGGCAACCUGAAGAAGCACCAGAGGGUCCACACGGGGGAGAAGCCCUUCGCCUGUAGCCACUGCGGGAAGCGCUUUGCCUGGAUAUGCAACCUCAGGACGCAUCAGCAGUCAGCUGUUUGCGGAGGUGGUGGAGGGGAGGGAGGGGUUUGAGGGACAGUUGUGUUGAAAUCAAAAGUACGGCGUUGCUGCAGCGGACAUCAGUGGGAGUGAUUUUAAUUAGACUUUGACCCCUUCUGUUUUUGUAUGAAUUUAAAUCCUACUGUAUAGUGUGUGUGAAACCUCCAAAAUAAAGUAUACACAAUUCUACAAAUAUGGUUGCAAAAUGUCAGGAAAGAUCAAUGACUUGAUUACCUUAACAAUAAGUAGCUGGAAAUCAACAGUUUGCAUCUCGGAUUUCUAGAAAAACUGAAAGUGACCGGAAUUUUG